Macrosiphum euphorbiae (potato aphid) is the source of this 321-nucleotide messenger RNA. Lineage: Eukaryota; Metazoa; Arthropoda; Insecta; Hemiptera; Aphididae. The record is from the annotation of a GenBank genome assembly.
AUGGAGUCGCUGGAGCGGUGGAUGCGGGUGGGCGGCAGCAGGACGCCGAGCAACGUGGUCGGCGAGGUGGUGGCCGGCGUGGGAGGAGGCGCUGCGGCCGCCGUCGGCCAGGCGCCAACGCUGGUCUCCGCCGCCGCCGCCGCAGCCGCAGCAGCAGCCGCCGCCUCUGCCGCCACACAGCCGACGCCCGGUGUCGCGGCGCUCGUCCGAAAGGGCCGGCGCCAUCUGAGCGCCACUUUCUGCCUGGCCGGCGACACCAUGGAGGGAAUCAUACAAUGCCUGGUCUUCCUCAAGGCAUUUUCGGUACGUUUUUUUCUCUAA